This is a messenger RNA of Aspergillus bombycis, 924 nucleotides long. Its product is annotated as putative mitochondrial GTP/GDP transporter Ggc1. Gene Ontology annotation, cellular component: mitochondrion. The coding region runs from base 1 to 924 and encodes 307 amino acids. Gene Ontology annotation, molecular function: guanine nucleotide transmembrane transporter activity. Lineage: Eukaryota; Fungi; Ascomycota; Eurotiomycetes; Eurotiales; Aspergillaceae. The record is from RefSeq and is a predicted model, not a curated record. The transcript has 7 exons.
AUGUCUCCUGCCAUUGCCCAGGCCGGUGCUGCCUCCAAGGAUGUUAAGAAGGAGUCCGCGACUGCUCGACUUCUGGGUUCAGGAACCGCUGGAAUUGCGGAGCUCCUAGUUUUCCAUCCGGUUGAUACAACUGCAAAGCGAUUGAUGAGCAAUCAGACCCGGAUUACGUCAAUGGAAGGUAUGAAACAGGUUGUUUUCAAAGAAUAUGCCAACGCUCCCCUUGGGCGCAAGUUUACUUCGAUGUUCCCUGGUCUUGGUUAUGCUGCUGGCUACAAGGUUCUGCAACGAAUCUACAAAUACGGUGGUCAGCCAUUCGCAAGGGAUUACCUGGCAAAACAUCAUGGGGCCGACUUCGAUAAUGCUUUUGGAAAAGGAACCGGUAAGGCUAUCAUGCAUGCUACCGCCGGAAGUUUGAUCGGUAUUGGUGAAAUCGUCCUUCUUCCUUUGGAUGUCCUGAAGAUUAAGCGUCAGACGAAUCCCGAGGCCUUCCGUGGUCGCGGCCUUUUCAAGAUCAUUUCCGAUGAAGGCAUGGGACUUUACCGCGGUGCCGGCUGGACUGCUGCUCGUAAUGCACCUGGAUCUUUCGCGCUGUUUGGUGGUUCCGCCUUCGCCAAGGAAUACAUCUAUAACUUGCAGGACUAUAAUUCGGCUUCCUGGGCGCAGAACUUUGUGGCAUCCGUUUGUGGUGCCAGUGCCUCCCUGAUCGUGUCAGCUCCCCUGGAUGUGAUCAAGACUCGUAUCCAGAACCGCAAUUUCGAGAACCCUGAGUCUGGCUUCCGCAUUGUGUCGAACAUGGUGAAGAACGAGGGUCUCACCAGUUUCUUCAAAGGUCUCACACCUAAGCUGCUCAUGACCGGGCCCAAGCUUGUUUUCAGCUUCUGGCUGGCUCAGACGUUGAUUCCCGCGUUUGGCCAGGUCGUAUAA